CACAAACAUGAAUUCGAUCAUUCUAUAACGAUACCAACAUUCGUGUAUUCCGACCUCCAACUUGUAAAUAUAUUUCGCAAGAUGGACAUGUUUCGUUCUUAUUGCUUCGUUGGUCUUACAGAGCACUAGCAAGCGUAAGCAUCAUGCAGAUGCAGUCCGCUGGAGAUCGCAAGGAACCGCAUUGAUCCAGUGUAUGCUGCUGACAACACGCAUAGGUCUGUACUCAUGACGCCAGAAGAUAGGGGUCCACUGGACCAGAAACUAGGUGUUAUCACACUACUGGAGCAUUGGCACAAGCCAGAGUUUGCAUGUGGCUGGGGGGCAGCUUUUGUAAACAUCUGUGUCACUUUCCCGCUGAACAAGGUGAUAUUCCGACAGCAGUUGCAUGGCGUCAGGUCUUUGAUCGCAAUAACUCAACUAAAGAGGGAAGGCAUUCAGCACAUCUACCGUGGUUUGUUACCACCGCUGCUGCAGAAGACAACGUCCAUGUCUCUUAUGUUCGGAAUGUACUACGAGUGCCAGCGUCAGCUGCAUUAUUAUUGUCCUACUCUGUCUCCGUCAGUUGUGAAACCCAUUGCAGCUAUGUUAGCUGGAAGUAUUGAAGCCCUCUUGACUCCGUUUGAGCGGGUGCAAAUCUUGUUGCAGGAUAGGAAUUAUCAUAAUCAUUACAAUAACACAGCUCAUGCAUUUUCUGAACUCAGGCAACAUUACGGGCUGAGGGAAUUCUACAGAGGAAUGUCUGCUAUUUUGUUAAGAAAUGGACCUAGUAAUGUACUGUUUUUCUCCGGCAGAGAAUACAUCACACAUACAUUCGCAAAUGUAGAAUCAACCAGUGGGCGAAUAUUGUUAGAUUUUUUAAGUGGUGCCAUGCUUGGGGCCUUUAUAAGUACCCUGUGUUACCCUUUAAAUGUGAUCAAAGUGCGUAUGCAAUGUGAGGUUGGGGGAGAAUUCAAGAAAAUGCUUCCCACAUUUAGAUUAGUUUUAGCUGAGCGCGAUUAUAGUAUAAAGAAACUCUUUCGAGGGGUUCACACAAAUUACACAAGGUCGUUUGUGUCUUGGGGAAUCAUUAAUGUUACUUAUGAGCUGCUGAUGAAAAAUGUCUUCAAAAAACAGGAAGCUGACGAAUUCUGAUAUAAUAAAUAAAGGUAAAUUUUUUGGAUUCAGGGAUAUUUUAUGACUGCUUCCAAUUUUUAGUGUUUAUCUCUAGUCUGUUCAUAAUCUUCAUGAGAACUGUUCUUGCUUAGGUUUACAUAUUUCCCUGCUUUGUUUAUUUAUUUGUUUAUUAUCUUUAAACUUUUUGAAAUUUCAUGGGUGCUCACUGUGCUUUAGUAGGGUAUUUGAUAGAAAUUUAAUUAUUUAUGCAUUUGUUUUACCUCAUUUUUAAGUUGGCAUUUCAACAUUUGUUUUACCUCAUUUUUAAGUUGGCAUUUCAACCUUUUAAGAAGUUUUGUACAUCAUUUAACCCUCGGCAUGCAAAAAUUGCCAUAUGGAGCAAGCGAACCUUCAAACAGACUUGCACAUGAUGCAACUCAUUUCAUUUAUUCCACUAGUUUCCAUUAAUGUUAGAUUUAAUAUUCUCUUGCAACAAUUUGAAAAAUAUGAUAUAUAUAUAUGUGCUGUGUAAAGUUGACAUGAAUUGGGUUUUUUAAGCCCUGUCAACAAAAUAAAAGUGCCAAGGAGCAAAAAUUAAUAUAUAUAUAUGUUCGAUUUGGUCCAAGAGCUUUCGGAUAUUAAAAUGAUGAAAUGUAGUUUUUUUAUGAAUCUUUUAGGCUGGUUUGAAUAUAAUAUUUACACUUUUGUUUAGUAUAUGACACUUGUUUUUGUAAAGAUUUAUUUGGCAACCUGUUAACAAUUCUGUUUAAUUGUCAACUCACGGAACAACCACUCAUAAUCAUGAUACAUGUAAUAGACAAUACCAAAUGCAGCAUGUUGCCGAAAACCUGGGCUAAAUACAUGUGCAUAAAGUGUUGUCCUAGGUUAGUCUGUGAAGUCUGCACAGGCUAACAGGGACAGCAUUUUCUGCUGUUAUGGAGUUUUCUGUUUAAAGGGAGUCUCUUCAACAAAAAUCCUGUGUAUGUAGAAGGGUCGUCCCCAAUUAGCCUUGGCAGAAUGCAUAGUGUAUGUAGAAGCGUUGUCCCCAAUUAGCCUUGGCAGAAUGCAUAGUGUAUGUAGAAGCGUUGUCCCCAAUUAGCCUUGGCAGAAUGCAUAGUGUAUGUAGAAGGGUCGUCCCCAAUUAGCCUUGGCAGAAUGCAUAGUGUAUGUAGAAGCGUUGUCCCCAAUUAGCCUUGGCAGAAUGCAUAGUGUAUGUAGAAGGGUCGUCCCCAAUUAGCCUUGGCAGAAUGCAUAGUGUAUGUAGAAGCGUUGUCCCCAAUUAGCCUUGGCAGAAUGCAUAGUGUAUGUAGAAGGGUCGUCCCCAAUUAGCCUUGGCAGAAUGCAUAGUGUAUGUAGAAGCGUCCCCAAUUAGCCUUGGCAGAAUGCAUAGUGUAUGUAGAAGCGUUGUCCCCAAUUAGCCUUGGCAGAAUGCAUAGUGUAUGUAGAAGCGUUGUCCCCAAUUAGCCUUGGCAGAAUGCAUAGUGUAUGUAGAAGCGUCGUCCCCAAUUAGCCUUGGCAGAAUGCAUAGUGUAUGUAGAAGCAUC
This is a messenger RNA of Dreissena polymorpha, 2636 nucleotides long. RefSeq names its product mitochondrial nicotinamide adenine dinucleotide transporter SLC25A51-like. The record is from RefSeq and is a predicted model, not a curated record. The coding region runs from base 226 to 1131 and encodes 301 amino acids. Lineage: Eukaryota; Metazoa; Mollusca; Bivalvia; Myida; Dreissenidae. The transcript is spliced from 2 exons.